Cercocebus atys (sooty mangabey) is the source of this 3076-nucleotide messenger RNA. It is a transcript of the gene AZIN2, whose product is annotated as antizyme inhibitor 2. Gene Ontology annotation, biological process: negative regulation of protein catabolic process; positive regulation of polyamine transmembrane transport; positive regulation of catalytic activity. Lineage: Eukaryota; Metazoa; Chordata; Mammalia; Primates; Cercopithecidae. Gene Ontology annotation, molecular function: catalytic activity; ornithine decarboxylase activator activity. The transcript is spliced from 11 exons. Bases 332 to 1393 code for a protein of 353 amino acids. Gene Ontology annotation, cellular component: cytoplasm. The record is from RefSeq and is a predicted model, not a curated record.
GGGGGUCGGUGGCUGCUGGGCGGGCAGGGCGCAGGCCGCGGGACCCGAUCCCGGGGGAGCGAGAGAGCGGAGGCGCCGAGGAGCCGAUUCACUCGCUGGGGAGACUUAUGGGCCGAAGCCGUGUAAAUGCGUUUUAAGCAGGGGCCUCGGCUCCGCAACUGCCACUCCUCCUCGGGGUGUUGCACAAGUUCCGAGGUCACCGGCGACCCCCCCUAGCAGCGCGCCUGGCUCUGGCCCCCGCGAAGGAGGACGGAGCUUGUGUGUUGCAUACUUUCUAAGGCGGCGGCUGCAGCAGCGGCUCCAUCCAGCCCGUCAGCUCCUCCUGCAAGGCAUGGCUGGCUACCUGAGUGAAUCGGACUUUGUGAUGGUGGAGGAGGGCUUCAGUACCCGAGACCUGCUGAAGGAACUCACUCUGGGGGCCUCAGAGGCCACCACGGACGAGGUCGCUGCCUUCUUCGUGGCUGACCUGGGUGCCAUAGUGAGGAAGCACUUUUGCUUUCUGAAGUGCCUGCCACGAGUCCGGCCCUUUUACGCUGUCAAGUGCAACAGCAGCCCAGGUGUGCUGAAGGUUCUGGCCCAGCUGGGGCUGGGCUUCAGCUGUGCCAACAAGGCAGAGAUGGAGUUGGUCCAGCAUAUUGGAGUCCCUGCCAGUAAGAUCAUCUACGCCAACCCCUGUAAGCAAAUUGCACAGAUCAAAUAUGCUGCCAAGCAUGGGAUCCAGCUGCUGAGCUUUGACAAUGAGAUGGAGCUGGCAAAGGUGGUAAAGAGCCACCCCAGUGCCAAGAUGGUUCUGUGCAUUGCUACUGAUGACUCCCACUCCCUGAGCCGCCUGAGCCUGAAGUUUGGAGUGUCACUGAAAUCCUGCAGACACCUGCUUGAAAAUGCGAAGAAGAGCCAUGUGGAGGUGGUGGGUGUGAGUUUUCACAUUGGCAGUGGCUGUCCUGACCCUCAGGCCUAUGCUCAGUCCAUCGCAGAUGUCCGGCUCGUGUUUGAAAUGGGCACCGAGCUGGGUCACAAGAUGCACGUUCUGGACCUUGGUGGUGGCUUCCCUGGCACAGAAGGGGCCAAAGUGAGAUUUGAGGAGAUUGCUUCUGUGAUCAACUCAGCCUUGGACCUGUACUUCCCAGAGGGCUGUGGUGUGGACAUCCUUGCUGAGCUGGGGCGCUACUACGUGACCUCGGCCUUCACUGUGGCAGUCAGCAUCAUUGCCAAGAAGGAGGUUCUGCUGGAUCAACCUGGCAGAGAGGAGGAAAAUGGUUCCACCACCAAGACCGUUGUGUACCACCUUGAUGAGGGCGUGUAUGGGAUCUUCAACUCAGUCCUGUUUGACAACAUCUGCCCUACCCCCAUCCUGCAGAAGUCUAAGAGCCACCCACCCUGUGCAUGUCUCUAGAGUUCAUUCAUUUCACUGCUGUGUAGCGCUCUUUUGCAAAGCUGGACAUCUCUUUGUAUAUUUACUGGCCACACGUGUUUCCAGGAACUUCUUCCAGGGACUUUGUAAGUUGGCAUUGCCCUUCAUGUCUGAAUUUCUCCACUGAGUGGUCUGUACCCACUGCCCCUGCUCACUCAGCUCCCUUAGCCCUUCCAACCUCUCCAGUCAGGUACCUGUUCCAUGAUGCCAUGGAAGAUGCUCUUGAAAGUCACUUCCAUGCUGCUAGCUCUUCCAUGUGGCUCUUCUGUCCCAGCAGCUGGUCCUCCUCUGUUUUCAUGCUCACCUCUCCUGGCUUCUGUGGCAACAUCCUGGGCCUUGGCUACUCUUCUGCUGUUCUCACCUUGUCUCCUUGGCACUUCUCCUGCUCACCCUUUAAGUGUUGACUGUCUUGGGCCUCAGUCCUUGAUCUUCUCUGUCUAUGUGUACUUCCUAAGUAAAUGCUUCCAGACUGAGGCUCUUAGUAUUUUCCAUACUAUCAUCACUGCCACAUUUCUAUCUCUACCCUGGAUCGCACCCCUGAGCUCCAGACUUCUACAUCCAGCUACCCACUUGAUAUUCCUACUGGGAUUUCACAGACAUCUCAAUUCACUUGUUCAGAACUGAACUCUUGAUUUCCAACCCCAAACUUCUCUCGGUAAAUAGCACUGCCACUAGCCAACUGCUGAAGCUAAAAAAGUUGGCAUUAUUCUUGAUUCUUGCUUUCCCUCUCCUUCCACAUGCAGUCCACCUGCAAUUCUUGAGUGUAGUUCCAAAAUACAUUUUGAAUUCAGUGAAUUCUUUCUCUGUCACCACCCUAAUGCAAGCCACCAUUGCCUCCUGCUUGAGCUACUGCAGUAACCAUUAACUGGUUUUCCGCCCCCUACUCCUACCUGCUUACCACCCAUUUUCCACGCUGCAGACAGAAUGAUCUUUUAAAAUCCCAAAGACUAUGCCCCUCCUCUGCUUAACACCUUCCCACUGCUCUCAGAAUAAAACCUAGACUCUUUACCACAACCAGCAAGGCUCCCGCCAUCUUCCCAGCCACCUCUUGCCUCACUCCUGUCCCUGUUUUCAGCUCCACUUACCAGCUCCAGCCCCACUCCCCUCCUUUCUGUUUUUGUAACACCUAAGUUGUUUCUGCUCUCAGGGCCUUUGCAUUCGCUCUGCCCAGAGUGCUCUUUCACUCACCCCUGAGACAGCUGCUGUAUUCUCUUUCUUAUGUCUCAGCUCAGAUGUCACCUCGUCAGGGAGGCCUUUCCUGACUGCCCUCUCUAAAGUAGGCUCACCUCCCUCAAUCAGAUAAUUUUGAUACCCUGCUUAUUUUCUUCACAGCCCAUCAUAAUCUGUUAAUUAUCAUGUUUUUGUUUACUUGCCUAUAGUCUGUCUUCUCCAUUAGCAGGUAGGCUCUAUGAGGGCAGCCACCUUGUCCAAUUAGUUUCCUCUGAGUUCCCAGCACUAGACACAGUGCCUGGCACAUAGUAGGUGCUCACUAAAUAUCUGUUGAAUGAAUUGUGAAUGAAUGAAUCAAUCAUUCAAUAAACUGAGAGACCUUUGACGGUCUCAUAUCUGUUCAUAUCUGUUUCCCUAGUACAGAAGUUGGCACACAGUAGGUUUAGUAUAUGUUGGAAUUGAAUAGAUUUUUUUUUUUUUGAGAUGGAAUCUCAC